Messenger RNA from Eucalyptus grandis, 1792 nucleotides. RefSeq names its product disease resistance protein RPV1-like. The record is from RefSeq and is a predicted model, not a curated record. Lineage: Eukaryota; Viridiplantae; Streptophyta; Magnoliopsida; Myrtales; Myrtaceae. Gene Ontology annotation, molecular function: ADP binding. The transcript has 4 exons. Gene Ontology annotation, biological process: defense response; signal transduction. The coding region runs from base 738 to 1652 and encodes 304 amino acids.
AUUGCUACUUUCUACCUGCUCUCCACUCAUGAUAGUUUCAAUCAUCACAGUACAAAACAUACCAAAAUCAAUAUUAUGAUGACUUCUUUCACUUUUGCGUCUCUCUAAAAUUGCAGUCAUGGUAAAAUCUUGAUUUACUUAAUCAUAGGGACUCCCAAAUACACGAGUUCUCUAAAAAUAGAAUAGAAGUAGAUAAUUGAGGGCUUGUUAUUCAACAGUAUAAUAUGACUUUUAUACCCGUGUCAAUCAAUAUCCAUAUUCACAUAUAUCUAUCUAUGAUCUUAUCUUUAACUUAAUAUCUUUUACAUGGUAUUCAAUAGGAAGAAAAAUAUCUUAUGACACAUGUGAAAACUAUCACAUAAAUUGAGCCAUACGCACAUAUUAAUAGAUUCACCUAACUUUAUAACACUCAUUUCUUACACUUCUUAUUACAAAUAAUAAAUUCGUUCUUCAAAAUGUGAUUAAUCAAUUUAACCUGGUUUAUCAUGAAUUUAGUCAAUAAUCCUAUUCUUCUUCCAUUUAGUUGAAGAAAAAAAGCUUUGCGGUGAUUUUUUCAAGGUGGGCCCUCCAAUAAAAAUGGGGACAAGCACUCAACGUCAUUGUUUCAAACCUUGGGGCCAUCACCUAAUCUUCUGCAGUCAAGCCACGUUGGUCACCCAAACUGAAGGCCGUGUCCUCCCCCUCUCUCUCUCUCUCAGGAGCACGAACUUUUUUCAGCAUUUCCCUCUCAGAUCGCCAUGGAUAAAGGGCAAAGUCAGAGAAAGAGAAAGAGAGCACAGAAAGAGAGCACCGAGGGAGCAUCCACUUCUUCGCUCAUCUCUCCAAAACUCACAGGACAAGGUGACGAUGCAUACGACAUAUUCUUGAGCUUUAGAGGCUCAGAUACUCGUAAGGAAUUCACUGACCACCUCUACAAUAGACUGGUCAAUUCUGGGACUGUGCCUAUUUUUGUGUUCAAGGACGAUAAGAGCAUCCCAAUUGGUGAGGAUUUUAGUUCACAAAUUUUUGGUGCCAUCUCACGAUCUAAGAUUUCGAUCCCCAUCAUCUCUGAAAAUUAUGCUACUAGCAAAUGGUGUCUUCGUGAGCUCAUCCAUAUGAUGGACUGCAAGAAUAGGGUGUCACACAUAGUGCUGCCAAUUUUUUACAAAGUUAAACCAUCAGAUGUGCGGAAUCUAGAAGGAAAUUUUGGGAAUGCCUUCCGUUCAAGUCAGGAGUAUUUUGAUGAGAAGGAUAUCCAGGAAGGGCCGCGAGCACUUAAAGAAGUGAGUUACUUACAGGCGUGGGAGUCUGAGAAAUUUGCCAACGGGCAUGAAGGAGAAUUAGUGGAAGAAGUGGUCAAAAAGGUUCUGAGCAAAUUACAACAAGACUUUCAGCUUGAUGUUACUGAGCUAGUUGGAUUUGGGGAGCAUGUGAGCAAAAUCAGGAAUUGGGUAGACACUACUGACAGUGCUGCUCGAAUGAUUGGAAUCUAUGGCAUGGGUGGGAUUGGAAAAACGACUUUGGCCAAAUUAAUCUACAACCAGUUGUUGGAUGAAUUUGUACAUCAUAGCUUCCUUGCUAAUAUUCGAGAAACGGCUCAGUACAAAGGGAAGAGAUCAAAUUCGCAAUGUACAUGUGGGAGGACUGUGGGUUUCGUCCAAGUCAAGGAAUAGAAGAAUUGGUACUGAGGUGCUUAAUAAAAAUUGAAAAUGAUGGCAAGUUAUGGAUGCAUGAUCAAUUGAGAGAUCUUGGAAGGAGCAUUUUUUGCCAAGGACAAUCACUUGAAAGAUGUAUUGAACCAUGGAUCAGCAAA